Messenger RNA from Parathielavia appendiculata, 3591 nucleotides. RefSeq names its product DNase I-like protein. The coding region runs from base 1 to 3591 and encodes 1196 amino acids. The transcript has 4 exons. Gene Ontology annotation, biological process: phosphatidylinositol dephosphorylation. The record is from RefSeq and is a predicted model, not a curated record. Lineage: Eukaryota; Fungi; Ascomycota; Sordariomycetes; Sordariales; Chaetomiaceae. Gene Ontology annotation, molecular function: protein binding; phosphatidylinositol-4,5-bisphosphate 5-phosphatase activity.
AUGGAUCCUCUGUUGAACGAUGGGCCCGAUGGGUCGUCCCUUAGGCCCGUCUCGUCGUUGUUGGCCAAGUUCGAGAACCUGAAUAAGACCGACAGCCAUCCCCAACCCGGCUCUUCCUCACGGACGGCAUCCCCCAUCCCGCCAGCGCCAGCGCCGGUACCAAAGCCUGAGCGGCUGCGUGAACGAGAUGCGAGCCCGUCGUCAGGGCGCGGGCCGCCGCCCGUCCCGCCAGCGCGCCCAAAGGACAGACCGAACGUCUCCAACAUCAGCGCUCCCGCGACCAACAUCGGCUUCCCUACCUCUCCCACGCGCCCUCUCCCUCCGCCCAUCAGUCCGCGCCCCGCCCAUCCUCCGUCCCUCACAGUCGAUCCACCUCAUUCGCCGCCAAAGAAGGGCCCUGGCUUGCCUACCGGCGACCGGCCUUCCUUUGUGAAUGCAAAUUCCUUGGUCAGCCCCUUGUCUCCGGCGACAGAGACCAGCCAGUUCAAAAUUCCGAGCCGCCCUCGUUCGCCGCAGGAGUCCCGUACAUCACCUCGUCUUGCGCCCUCGAAGCCCCCAUCCCCGCCUCCGCCAAGACGGUCUGUAGAGCUUAGGCGGGAAAGAGACGCUAAAGAUGGUGGCAGGCCCAUCCCACCGCCGGUGAACCGGGCAGACAAACCGCUGAUAGGGGCCGCUCGCUUUUCCCUGUUCUCGAAGCCUAGCCAGCCCGUCAAUGUGCCCAACAACGCCAGCGACAAGAUCUCACCCUUCAACAGUCCGCCUAGCAGUAGCGGGACGACGGAUGAGGAUGUGCCCCCUUCUUUGCCAACCCGGCCCACCACGCAGAGGGACUGGAUACCGAGGUCAAACGCCUUUCAGGCGGCUCCUGAACCGCUCGAAUCACCGUUCAACCAGCGUUCAGUGAAUGGAAGAAGACUUGGAAGAGAGGGUGCCAAUGGUAUAGCAGCGGAACCGCCCACGGGCGAGCAGCCGCCAGCGCUUCCGGCAAGACCGCAAAGCAUGAUAGACUCAGGGCGCGCUAUGCAGGUGACUUCAGCACCACCUCCGCGACCACCUCGACCGGUACUGAACACGAACUACGCUCAUGAAAUCGGCGCAGCUGGUCCAGCGGCUCAGAAGAGGGUCGCCUCAACGCCCACCACACACACUCCACUUGCUAUUCCAAGGCUCAGUGGUAGAUCCAUGACUUUCGAUGUGGAUCGGAUGCCGAGUAGGAGCGUCAGUGAUUUCCGUGGGUCAGCUGCACCCUCUACCCCCACGGAGCCGCGAGCCUCGGAUGCGCAGUCGAGGGGCGACGUCUCUGCGGCAGCCACCACGGCCUACCCAGACACCUCACGAACAAAUCGCAGCAAGCCAUACAUUGCGAAAGGCGUGCACGAAAUCGCCACUAACUAUGACAGCCGCCUCUUUGACGUCUGCGGUAGUUAUAUUUGUACGACCGGGGCCUACACACGAGCAUGGAGCGUGCAAGACGGCGAGCUGGUGAUGAGCCUGGCCAUGGGUGAAGGCCUGAAAGGGACAGCCGUGCUGUUCAAACCCGGGGAGAACGUCGAUGAAGAAGGCAAGCGGGUCUGGAUAGGGAACAACAAUGGCGAAUUGCUAGAGGCCGAUGUGCCGUCACAAAGCAUCGUGAACCAAAAACCCAACGCCCAUGGGCGGUACGAAAUCAUCAAAAUAUACCGACAUUACAACGAGGUGUGGACGCUGGACGAGAGCGGCGCCCUCCAUGUCUGGGGUCCCGGCGACAAGGGUGUUCCGAACCUGUCGUUGGGUCCUGCCCAAACCUUCCGCUUACCCCGAGGACAUACCUUCUCGAUAGUUGUGGGCGACGAGCUGUGGCACGCGACAGGCAAAGAAAUACGGGUAUUUUUACCGACGCUUGAUGGGCGGACGCAGUUUCAAGUCCUGAUACGACCGCUCACUCAAGACAGCGCUGGAGAAGUAACGUCGGGUACCAUGCUCGCGUCAGAACCAAACAAGGUUUUCUUUGGACACAGCGACGGUAAAGUGAGCAUCUACUCGAGGAAAGAUUACUCGUGCCUGGGGGUGAUGAACAUCAGCCAGUACAAGAUCAAUUCGCUGGCUGGCGUGGGCCGGCGCAUGUGGGCUGGGUUCAAUACGGGCAAAAUGUCGGUAUUUGACAUGGAGCCGACGCCGUGGGCUCUCAAGAAGGACUGGCAGGCUCACAAGAACCCAGUCGUCAAGAUUGUUGCCGACCAUUCCAGCUUCUAUAAGCUGGAUAGGUGCCAGGUGGUGUCGCUGGGCGCAGAUAACAUGCUGCGGAUUUGGGACGGGCUUCUCCAGGACGACUGGCUCGAGAGUGAGAUGAAGCUCAAAGACUUCCAGUACUGCACCUUUGAUGAAAUCAAGGCCCUGAUCGUGACGUGGAACGCGGGUGCCUCGACACCCUAUAGCCUGCGUUACUCCGAGUCGGACGCCACGUUUAUCCGGGAUCUGUUGCAGAGCAGCGACUCGCCAGAUAUCAUUGUCUUUGGGUUCCAAGAGCUUGUGGACCUCGAAGACAAGACGGCCACAGCUAAACGCUUCCUCACUAAGAAACCCAAGAAGAAGGAGGGCUCGGACCAAGAACGCAUGAGCCACCAGUAUCGCGAUUGGCGCGACUUCCUAGCCCAGAGCCUGGACGACCACAUGUCAAGCGGCGGCCUGUACCACAUCCUACACACGGCGCCGCUCGUCGGCCUCUUCACGUGCAUUUUCGUCAAAGCCGACCUCCGCGAGCGCGUCAGCAAUGUCAGCAGCGCCGAGGUCAAGCGCGGCAUGGGCGGGUUGCACGGCAACAAGGGCGCCAUUGUGGUGCGCUUCAUGCUGGACGACACGUCGCUCUGCUUCGUCAACUGCCACCUCGCAGCGGGCCAGACGUCAGCCAACGCGCGGCACAACGACAUCGCCGCCAUCCUGGAAGCGCCGCUCCUCCCGCCGCAGCGCGAUCCGGCCGUGCGCAUCGACAGCUUUGUCGGCGGCGGCGACGGGUCCAUGAUCCUGGACCACGAACUCUGCCUGCUCAAUGGCGACCUCAACUACCGCAUCGACACCAUGAGCCGCGACACGGUCGUGGCGGCGGUCAAGGCCGGCAAUCUGGCCAAGCUCCUCGAGCGCGACCAGCUGCUCGUGGCGCGACGCCGUAACCCGGCGUUCCGCCUGCGGGCAUUCGAGGAGCAGCCGAUCUCGUUCGCGCCGACGUACAAGUACGACGUGGGCACGGACAACUACGACACGAGCGAGAAGAGGCGCAGCCCGGCGUGGUGCGACCGGCUGCUGUACCGGUGCGGGAGCGGCCGGGGCCGGAUCGAGCAGUUGGAUUACCGGCGGCACGAGGUGCGCGUGUCGGACCACCGGCCUGUUAGUGGGCGGUUUCGGUUCAAGGUCAAGAGGAUUGACCCCAAGAAGAGGGCGGUCGCGUGGAUGGAGUGCCAGCAGCGGUGGGAGGACCUGAGAGCGAGGGAGGCCGAGGCCGAGAAGAUGUUUUACUUGACCAAGGUAAUUGGCUAUGACAAGUCGACGGCGCAGAGUUUGAUUAGUGAGCGGGCCUUGAGAAGGGUCCAUCGGAGUCCCAGUCGGCACAGGGAAUGA